This is a messenger RNA of Tarenaya hassleriana, 2377 nucleotides long. Its product is annotated as ATPase family AAA domain-containing protein 3-like. Lineage: Eukaryota; Viridiplantae; Streptophyta; Magnoliopsida; Brassicales; Cleomaceae. Gene Ontology annotation, cellular component: mitochondrion. Gene Ontology annotation, molecular function: ATP hydrolysis activity; ATP binding; zinc ion binding. Gene Ontology annotation, biological process: mitochondrion organization. Bases 195 to 2111 code for a protein of 638 amino acids. The record is from RefSeq and is a predicted model, not a curated record. The transcript has 8 exons.
UGCAACUUCUCUGCCUCCUACCUUUUUUCCUUCUCUCUCAUUUCUAUGGGAAGAGAUAUUUUCGUGUGAAUCCCUUGUUUUUCUUGCCAAUCUCUUCUCCAUAAACCUUGCACUGCAUUUUUUAAACCUCUGGAAUCGACGGAAACCGUAGAUUUCUCCUUUUCUUCUUCUCGGAAAAUUUUCGGGAACAACAAAUGGCUCAGAAAUGUGCAAUUGGUAUAAUCUCGGCCAUGGCAGCAUCUGCUUCGAUUGUGCAGUCCAAAGUCGCCGCCGCAGAUGGUCCUUUCAAUUUCCUCUCCGGCUCUUCGGCUACGCCGAGUCCUCAGCAGUCUUCUCCGCCGCCUCAAUCUCAGCAGGCACCGUCGGCGUCCGGCGGAGAUUCUCCGGCUCCUCCGAAGGUCCGGAAUGAUCAUCCGAGGACGACGUCUGCUGGGUUCGAUCCAGAGGCGCUUGAGCGAGGGGCCAAGGCCUUGAGGGAGAUCAAUAGCUCUUCUCAGGCUAAAAAGGUAUUUGAAGUUAUAAAGAAGCAAGAAGAGACGAGGCAAUCUGAGUUUGCUGCAAAGGCGCAAGAAUUCAAAGCAAUGCAAGCCCAAGCUGAAACCGAGAGACAAAGGGUGAUAUAUGAUGAACAGAAAAAACUUGCUCAGCACCAAGCGCAAACAAAAUCGCAGAUGGCUCGCUAUGAAGACGAGCUUGCGAGAAAGAGGAUGCAGGCAGAGAAUGAACUUCAAAGAGCAAGAAAUCAAGAGCUUGUGAAACUGCAAGAAGAAUCAGCAAUUCGGCAGGAACAGGCUCGGAGAGCUACCGAGGAACAGAUUCAGGCACAGAGGCGGCAAACGGAGAGGGAAAAGGCUGAGAUAGAGCGAGAAACAAUCCGGGUCAAGGCUAUAGCUGAAGCAGAAGGGAGAGCCCAUGAGGCAAGGCUUGCCGAAGAUGUAAACAGGAGAAUGCUUGUAGAUCGUGCAAAUGCAGAAAGGGAGAAAUGGGUUGCUGCCAUAAAUACUACAUUCGAUCAUAUCGGAGGGGGCUUGCGUGCCAUUUUGACAGAUCAAAACAAGCUGGUUGUUGCUGUUGGGGGAGUAACUGCCCUUGCAGCAGGGAUUUACACAACUAGGGAAGGUGCCAAAGUGAUCUGGAGUUAUGUAGACAGAAUAUUAGGACAACCAUCACUAAUAAGAGAAUCGUCAAGAGGAAAGUACCCUUGGUCUGGUGUGAUUUCUCGUGCAAUGUCCACUUUACGGGCUGGUAGUAAGGAGUCAGCAUCGAAAACCGGAAAUGGUUUUGGUGAUGUUAUUUUGCACCCAUCUCUUCAAAAGAGAAUCGAACAACUAGCUAAUGCAACUGCCAACACAAAAUCCCACCAGGCACCUUUCCGCAAUAUGCUGUUCUAUGGCCCUCCAGGAACUGGGAAAACAAUGGCUGCCCGGGAGCUGGCUCGUAAAUCUGGGUUGGACUAUGCAUUGAUGACUGGUGGAGAUGUUGCUCCGCUCGGGCCUCAGGCUGUUACAAAGAUACACCAACUAUUCGAUUGGGCCAAAAAGUCUAAGAGAGGCUUGUUGCUCUUCAUUGAUGAAGCCGAUGCGUUUUUGUGCGAGCGGAACAAAACAUACAUGAGUGAAGCUCAAAGGAGUGCACUAAAUGCCCUUCUAUUCCGGACGGGCGACCAGUCCAAAGACAUAGUCCUAGCACUUGCCACGAACCGGCCUGGUGACCUGGACUCGGCCGUGUCUGACCGUGUUGACGAAGUUCUCGAGUUCCCUCUCCCGGGAGAAGAAGAGCGUUUCAAGCUUCUGAAGCUCUAUCUGGACAAGUACAUUGCCAAGGCCGGUCCAAGAAAACCGGGUUUAUUCUCCAGCCUCUUCAAGAAAGAGCAGCAAAAGAUCGAGAUAAAGGGCGUGACCGAUGAUAUACUGAAGGAAGCGGCCGCGAAAGCGGAGGGAUUUUCUGGUAGAGAAAUCGCGAAAUUGAUGGCUAGCGUUCAGGCAGCCGUGUACGGGAGCGAGAGCUGCGUCUUGGACCCUGACCUUUUCAGAGAGGUCGUGGAUUACAAAGUCGCAGAGCAUCAGCAAAGAAGAAAACUUGCCGGUUCUGAUUCGGGUAACAAGAAAUAAAUGAACAAGGCAAAGAGUUGACCAAAAAAAAGUGUGAAACCCUGCAAUCGUUUCAGAGGGUUAGAGGCAGAGUGCUGAUUUAAAUCGUGUUCUCCUUGGUUGAAAGGAAAGAUUUUUGUUAUUGCUUAGGUUCUUUUUUUUUUUAAAUUCCUUUGGCAUUUCUUUGUCAAGGCUAUUCAUUCAUGAGCCUCCUCCUUGGUUCUAUUUGUAACCAAAUGGCAAAACUCUUAUGCCCUUCUGAGUAAUCUUCUACUCAUCAGUUUUAA